Pelobates cultripes (western spadefoot toad) is the source of this 13976-nucleotide messenger RNA. NCBI's taxonomy places the organism in Eukaryota, Metazoa, Chordata, Amphibia, Anura, Pelobatidae. The record is from the annotation of a GenBank genome assembly.
GACAUCCUCCUUGCCUGGGGAACUGUCCAAUCCAACAGCAUGCGUGGAGAUUGUGUUAGGUAGGAAGUGAAAUAUAAAUAUGCCCUAAUCGUGAAAAACACGUUGGGUCCCACACUUCUAAGCUCUGGGCUGAAGAUCAUACCGAUCUUACCUCCUCCCUCAAAACUUGAAAAAGGGCUUGUUUUUUUUUUUUGGAUCCUUCUAUUAAACUAAAUCUACCAGAACAAUGGCACCCAAGAAGGAUGUGAAGAAAGCUGAACCCAAAGCUGCAGCUCCUGCCCCAGCACCUGCCCCAGAACCAGUAAAACCCAAAGAACCAGCAUUUGAUUUAUCCAGCAUCAAGGUAAUAGGGAUUGCAAUGGGAUUGACUUUGUAUGGUCACUGGAAAACCAGGGAUAAAUGGAAAGGGGACAGGGGACAUCAAGGUUUUCAUGCCAUCCUGAGAUUGUUUAAUAUCUGAUAAUUUAAUGAAUGCCCCUCAAACCAGAUCAGAAUAUUCUUGAAACUGAAAUCUGCCUCUCGUCAAUAUUUUCAGCACUGGAAUUAAUAUGAAUUUAUUAAUAUGAAUUUAAAAAUAAAUAUUCAGAAAGCAAUGCUUUUUUGCUUGGAUUUUACCAUUUUAAGCAUCCAUUGUCAAUGCUGAAUAUGACAUUUAUUACACUGCUAUGAUUCUUUUAUCUUGUAUUCAAUUUAUUAAUAUAUUGCCCACAAUCUACUCUGAAUACAUUUCCCUAAUCAGAGAUCUAGAACGUCUACUUUAAUCUCAGACUAUUUGGCAUUUUUAAAAUGGAAACUUGAUUUUGCAACAAAGUAACAAUUUCAUACUACACUUUAUGUGCUGGGCAAUGUAAAACUUUUCUAAAACAACCUUCUCUUACUAAUUGACCUUUGCAACAUUUUUUUUUAUUUUCAAUACACAUUUAAAUCCCUUUGCUUUCCAGUGACUACAUGUCUUUUUCUUUUGCAAGAGUUAUGUGGGUUUUUGUUUUUUGUGUGUGAACUAAUACAGUUUGAGGUUGUGUGUUUAGUGAAAGGUUGCUCCUUUUAGUUCUGAUAGUGUGAUCAGUACAACUCAAUGCAGAGUUCUACUGACAGGUGGCUAGUCAGUCAGACAAAGUAUCUCCCAAACUGCCACGCCCCUGGCCUUCUGAUUGGUCUGUAAACAUGGGCCCCUCAUUACUAGUAGAGGGGAUGCCCUAAAAUGGAAUAUUGAGGGGUUGGCUCCUCUCUUGCUGGAUUGCUUCAGAUGUCUUCCUUGGCUUAGAAUAGAAUGGAGACUGUUCUGAAGUAGAUUGCAGCUUAGUCUAAUUUGGUCUCACUGGACAAUUGAGGAUUGGGGUGGAUUCACUGAACGAUGAUCUAUGAUGAAUUGACAACUGACUUGGACAAAAAAAUGCUUAAAAUGUCAUAAGCCAUUUGUGAAUUCAUCUCCUUUUCUCAUAGUGAACAAACCUUCUUGUGUCUUCUACAUAAAUAUCUGCCUUGAUCCCCAACUUUUAUUGGAGUUAACCCUUUAUGUCUUUUAACCCUUUUACCCAUCAGACGGCAGGGUAGAAGGGUUAAAAGAGUUGUGAAGGCGGCCUAUUUAAAUUCUAGUUAUGCAAAUAGUUACAUUUGUGAGAUGAUUGAUUUUGCUCUCAGAUUUAGUUUUACAUGUUUUGAUUGGUUGUUACAGUUACUUGGUACCUACUUUCUAUUCAUAUCAGUCACACUAACUGCUAUUUCAAUAUAAAACCAUUCAGUGCUUUAACGCUUUAUAAAGAGACUGUAAGAAACGUUAAAGUAUCUCCUUUUAAAGUCUAAAGAUUGUGAGGACUCAGCAUUGUAUCUGUGAUCAGUUAAAUAAUGUGGGGAGCUUGGUAUGAUUUUAUUUUAUUCAUAUACAUUGGAGCAGGCUUUUUCUGGUUUUGUGUGUCACUAAUGUGUUAUUAUUUUGAUUGGCAUAAAAUGUGUUCAUUAAAGAUUGUUUGAAAUGUAAUGUUUCAGUCAGCUAGAGUCUCAUACAAUUACAAUCAGCACACAUCAAAAUGCUUACACAGAUACACCGUGAUUUAAUUCCUGUUUACACUUCACAUGGGCCAGUCUCUCCCAAAAAUAUUGAUUUAGGGGGGGAAGAAAACCAUUUAGUUACAUUUGGGACUUUUUCAAUCUUAGCUAUUGAGCUUGGAUCCUACAAGUCUUCUUAACUGUUUUUUGGAAAGACCAUCUGACUGGCUGUCUUAGUCCAGGUGUCUGUUCACUAAAACGUGAUUUGUAGUGACUGUUGUAAAUAGCCUAGAUGAUUUUUUUCCCCCCUCAAUUCUGUUAUUUUUUCCUAAUUAAUUUAUAAUAAUUAUUUCUUCAACUCAUCUAAGCUCACCGUCUAGUAAAUAAUCCUACUGGUAGUAAAACAACUCACAAAAAUAAAUAAAUGCAAGGUAGGGGUUCCAAGUUUUAUAAUUUUAUGGUAUGUAUUUAUUUACCUGAAAUAAACCGAAAGAAUAAAAUAAUGACACACACCCAAGCAGUGUGUCCCAAAUUUCAGAGGAUCAAAAUUUGCAGGUACAUGCAGAGAGUGCCACCUACUGGUUCUUUCCUGCAGUAACAAUUCUGUUGGACGAACUAAUCUUACAUGGUGAUUCACUAUAUUAGUGUGAUAAUUCAAAGAGAAUUUCAAAUUUAAGGCCAGAAUAGCCAAAAUUAAUGCAAAGCUGAUUUAGACAAUUUUUCCAGUUCUACUAUUUAGUACUUACAUUUUAAAUUCAUGUUGAAUUCAACUUAAGUUCUCACUUUUGUGAAUAACCUUGUUACAUGAUCUGUAUACCAGUGUUCUUCCAAAUUGUCAGCAGGCCCAUUUAUGCCAGGAAUUUAAGACAUCCACCAGGUGCAACAAUAAGCAAUACAAAAAGGACCAGUGGUCAACACAAAGACAAAUUAAGCCCCUUAGAGCAUUAUAUCAUAACAUGUAGUUAAUAUAGGGAUGUCAUAACUGCCAUGUUUCCCAGGACUCAUAUUACUUACACAGAUUACCAGGCAACAUAGGGAAAGUGCUGAUAUGGCAGCUGAUAUACGCAAUUUAGUUGGGAAAUAAUGGAGUGGCAAAGGUUUUCCAGUGCUACUUGUGUAAUUCUAAAAAUGAAAAAGGAAAUGUGAAUAUUGGUGUUUAUUCAUUAACCAUAGCAUUGUAUAAAACGUGAAGCCAAAUUGCAAAAUGAUCAAACUGUGAGUUAGAGGAUUUCUCCUAAUCAGCUCAUUUGCCCUAAAUGUUGCAAUUUGUUUUUUAAUUAACUACAAAUUUGUGAUUCACUAAUAAAUUGUGUUUUCAUAAAUACAUGCAUUGGAAAUAGCACCUGAGUAUAUUUUUUUAAGGCCCGCUACUACCUACAAUGUUAUUUACUAAAGUGUAAAUUGUUUGAAAUUUAAAGUGAAUUUCAAAUAUUAGACCAUAAUAGCCAAAUUGGACCUUAAAUUUGAAAUUCACAUUGAAUUCCCAAGAAUUCACUUUAAUGAAUACCACCAACUGUUCAGUCCUUCCAAAAUACAUUCCUCAACCUAAUAUAGGUCAGAAUGUGUCAGGAAACCACAAUUUUUCAUCUUUUUUCCAUUUAGUAGCAGCCCAAUCAGAUCCCUGCCCCUAGUAUAGGACGGUUCUGCAAUCUGUGUCCCUCAAAUAGAUCUCUGGAUCCGACACAGACAUGGCAAUAAGGAAUGGUACAAGUGCCAGUUCUAUUGCAUAACAGAACUAAGAUAAUGUUUAUAUUGUGAUUCUUGAAACUGCAUGUGUUGUGCCCGCAGUGCCAAAUUCCAAGAGAUAUAAAAGGCUUGCCCUGGGCUUACAAUGUAUGUGACACUAUGCCUGGAUCGAGGUACAUCCUUGCUAAUUGUCCUCACUGGCAAAAGGAUACAUUUGUAUAAGCACUUACACUUCUGAGUGCCAGAGGGCUGUGCGACACUUUGUGAACCAACCCGAGCUUUCUGAAAAUGAGAUAUAUAUGUACAAACACACACAUACUCAUAAGGUACACACUAUAUAAUCAUUCGAGAUGUUUUUUGGCGUGGUUAUGUGUGAGCAUGCUUUGUACCUGUCUACAUGUGACUAUCAGGGUAAUUCAUUCAACUCUAAAAAGUAACAAAUUGAAUCUGAAUCGUAAACUUUAAACUAAAAUGGCCAAAUUUUUAAUAUGGCUGAGUCACAGAAUUUUUCCAGAUUAAUUAUUUUGUCUAAAUUAUUCAACUUGGAUAUCAAUUCACAUCAAUUUGGAGUUGUGUGAGUAACCUCUUGUGAACAGCAUGCAAUCUGCCUUUAUGUUGCUAAUAUUUUUACUUGCCAGGCACUCAUUGGCGGAUGGAAUACUGCAAUCUUGGGAUCAAGGGAAGUAUCUACUUUCAAUGGACAAUGCAUUGACAGACAGAACUAUGACAUGUGUAUCUCCCAUUCACAGGCUCUAUUAUUUGCAGAAUGAUGCUACAUAUCAGAGCAUUCACAGAGGAGAUAGCAGCAGCAUAGGAUUAAGUGGGUUGUUCUAGGUGUGACACUAUAUACAACACAAACAUCAAAAUUCUCACCUGCAAUUGGCCACUCACCUCUGGUAGACUUAGAAUGAUAGGAGUUUACACUACUCUUGAUUAUGACCAUUAUUCACACUAGUUAUGUUUUUUAACCCCUUAAGGACACAUGACAUGUGUGACAUGUCAUGAUUCCCUUUUAGUCCAGAAGUUUGGUCCUUAAGGGGAUAAAUAUUGAAGAAGAACCCUCUCUCCUCCAAUUAUUUAACUAGUUAGGAGCUCCUACCUACAGCCUAGGGUUAAGUAUCUGGGGCAAAUUAAAAAAUAAAGCGCCCACCUGGAACCUUCCUGAGGUUUUAAUAAUGUCUGGAACUUUGUCCUAGGAUUCUUUGCUCUUAUACAUAAUCUGCACAUUGUGAAAGGGUUAAGAAAGGCCUAAACCAAACAUUAUGCAAGUCUGUACUGGGAUUAACGUAUUCACCCACUUUAUAUUGUAGUAGUAACUGAAUUGUAUACUAUAGAACAGGGGUAGGCAACCUUCGGCACUCCAGAUGUUAUGGACUACAUCCCCCAUAAUGCUCUUACACCCAUAAGGCUGCAAAGCAUCAUGGAAGGUGUGGUCCAAAACGUCUGGAGUGCCGAAGGUUGCCUAUGUCUGCAUAGAAGGAUAGUCAGAGCAAAAAAAUUGAGUCAUUAAAUCUGGCAGACAUAUUCACUAAAGUGUAGAAUGUAAGGAAUUCAUAUUGAAUUAAAAAAAUUCUCAGUCAACAAUGUUUUCAGUUAUUGUGGACUACAAUUUGUAUUGCUCUCAUGAAUUACCAGGAAUCCUUCUGCUUCCAAUAUUAGAAUCUCUCUGAUCAAUGACUUGUAAUGUCCAAACACACAUACCAUAGCUCAGAGGUAGAUAAUAUUCUUACUCAAGUUAUUGUAAGACUACAUUUCCCAUGAUGCUCAAUACGCUGCUUUAAGCAAAAGGCAUAUAUGGAAUUGUAUUCCAAAUUAUAAAGUUAAAAGCCAUCCCCUUUCAUUAUGCAACUUCAAUUUGGAAUAAAACAAAAAAGGAAAGAUUAAAAUACACUUUCUAAAAGGCUUUCUCUGUACUGAGUAAACCCUACAAAUUGUUAUAGUGCAUUACUCAGAAAGGCCUGUAGGUGGCACUAAGCACUCAGCAUAUAGUCAGGGAAAUAUACUACUGAAACAAUUUAAAUAUUAUUAGUAUUAUUUGUAUUAUUAGCAUUUAUAGAAUGCCAACAUAUUGCAGAGUGCUUUAAAAUUCUAAAAAUGGAAUAUUUGAAGACGUGAAAAAGGCCCUGCUCAAACAAGCUUAUAGAUUUUAAUGUUAUGCCAAAAUAUCACUGGAGGUUUUUCUAGCUGUCAAGUUAUUUAGAAAUUGAGAAUAUCAGUAUUCUUUCUUCUCAUCCCAAAACAUGCUACAUUUCCCACUUUUUUAAAUUUCCUGCUAUGGUCGGAAAUAAAGUAAAUUUUGAAAAACAGAAAUGCCAUUAUUUUUACUCAUUAUGUAAAAUUUUAAGGAAAACAUUCACUCUAAUCUAACCGAUAUGGUUGACGGACAGAGUUAUUCACUAUAAUGUAAAUUGUUUGGAAUUCAAAGAAAAUAUGAUAUUUUUUAGGCCACAAUAGCCAAGGUGAAAAAAAUUCUGAAGCUGAAUGUUUGGUUUUGUUUCUUUAAAAAAACAUAACAACUAUAUAGAUGAAUUAGGGGACACUCCGAUCUUCUUAUUCUAGUCUAUAUUUUGUUGUCAAUCACUUCAACUCACCAACUCACUGCAAUACUUAAAGGGGCAAUUCUGAGGCAACGUUCUAGAAAUGGAAUCUCAAGGAGAAUGCAUCUGGGGUUUAUUUUUGAAACAUUUACCUAAAUUGAGUUGACUAUUGCCAUACAACAUAUAGGAGAGAAACACAGGCUUGAAAAUAGUCUCUAAAGUAGCUGAGUGAACAUUUGUCCAGUUGAGCUAUUUUGGUCUAGACUCCAUCAGUACAUUAUCAUCUCACCAUUUAGUAAAGAGCUCCCUUUUUCAAUAGGAUUGCUCCCAUUUUUAUCACAUUUAUCCUGAAUUGCUUUCUAUCCAUAAUCCCUGUUAUAUAAGCAUUGGCAAAACUGUGUAACAAUAUAAAGGAAAUUAGUGUGUAGUAACAUUACAGCAAUUUAUGCAUAGCACCAUCUUUUGAUUUAAUCUAAAAUAUAUGAAAUGUUAAAUGCCAUUAUGAAAAGGUUAAUUUAAAAUUAAUAAGGAUAACAGGACAUAUAGUACUGUCAGUAAGCAUAAGAUGUCAUAGUACUGACAAUUGAGCCAAAAUAUUAGUCAUUUUUAUGUUUAUUAAUUAAAGCAGAAAUAAAGUGUGACCUAUAAUAAAACCCAGAGAGGGCCUUUAUUUUUAGCUUUCUGUAACGUGCUGUAAAGAAGGGAGAGGAGGGUUGAAUAGACCCCCCAAAAAGAAGGUCCCAAAUUUGGCAGCCCCAGCUAUUGCUAGAGUCUUCCUUCAAGGGGUAAAAACUGCUGACAACUUUAAAACUCAUUAAAGCCUGUCAAACUCACAUCCUGCUAAAAAUAGCUCUCCAAAUUUGUGGCACUGGAAAGAGAUCCCUUUGCCCUAAGAAAGCCAAAAACUCGCCAGGGGGAGGGAUUACCUCCCCCUGACAUCUGAUCUGGACAGUCAUGCCCCUGCCCCUUGGUUAAAUAAGAGGAGCAGGCCAGAGCAGGAGGACCACAAGCUCUAGUCAUCCCAGGACAAGUCCUCUGCUCUCUGCACAUCUCCAAAUUCCAACUUCAACAUGGUGGGUGUAAUAACAUUUUACUUUUGUGAGACCCCUUCUUGACUUAUGCAGUAGCUCCCAUUUACAAUAAUGCAGUUAAUAGGGUACAGGACAAGCAUUUGGCUUCUUUACCAUGGGAGAGAAUUUGUAAUCAACAGACCCCAAUAUUAGUGAUACAGCACUCCUUGAUCAUAACUAGUAUGUUUUCUAUGGAAGAAGCAUUUGAAUUAAAAAGUAUAAUUAUUGGAAGUAGUUAAAUUAUGUACAAUGUGUUCUUUUUAAUAUUGGGUAUAUCAAAUAUACAUUUAGGUGAGAUAAAAAGAUUGACACCUAUAGCUGAUGGAAAUGAAAGGAUUUUAGAGCACUUGAUUUAUUUUUUGCCUCAGUUUUUUGCCUUAUUUUGUCCCUCAGGAACACAGUUUUGUAUUAUAAUGCAAUGUAUUAAUGUAAUCAGUUUAAUGAUAAUCAGCUUUUAAUCCAUUGAAUAAGCAAUUAAUUUUAUAAUAAGAUAUCUUUAUAUUGACCAUAUGGUUUCUGAGUAUUGCACAGAUAGGGGGCUAAAAUAAGACUUAAAUGUUUAUAUAGCUGUUUCUACAACUGUUCAUGGGAAACCUUGGUCAGUUGUUGACUGCCACAUGACACCAUUGAGGCCAGUUGGUCAAAUCUGCUGAACUCAAAAUUCCUUUAGCAAAUUGGCUGUCAGGUCACCACAACUCAAUGGAUUGUGAUUAGAUUCCUGAGUUUUUGCAAAAUAAUACUACAAUCUAUUUAGUAUUGAAUUAGUAAUAGAGAAGGCUCCAAAGCAGGGUAGAUGCCAUGUUCUAAUAGCUAGACAUAUAGUUUAACUAUUCCCAUGUUUAAGUGAUGUUUUGUCUGUCAAUGCAUUUGCAACCAUGCUAGUUCCUCUCUCUCUCUCUCUCCUUUUUGCAGUCUUUCUCUGCUGAUGAGGUGGCUGGUAAGUGAACUACUUGUGAGCCUGGCUCAGCUGGGAGUGAAGUACCAAUGCCUUAUUGCCUUUUUAAGACUUGUGGGUUUAUGUCCAUCAGGACAGUUUUCUUGACCUCAAUAAAAAUUCAGGUCAAUUCAGGUCCAUUGAUAGGAAUGGACCUAUCUGGCAUUUUCUUCCUCGACAGCCUUGUUUGGCUUUCAGCUUCCUGUGAGCUUGUCACUCAUCAUUGCAUGGGUUUUCAUUCUGAGCUCCAGAUAGUUUUGAGUCUGAAAAUCAAACAGGACCUAAAUGAUAAUAGUAUUUUUUGUGGCUGAUUGUAUUUUUAACAGAUCGAGUUUUCUCAAGAUCAACGGGAUGGUAAGUUUUAAACUUAAGUCAGGAGGAACACAUCGUUCAAGUUUUUUUGUACUUUAAAAUGUGAAGUGAUCGGCCUGUUGAGUUCAUAUUGGGAUUUUGCCUCAGAUUGGUAACAUUUUAAGCAGGAAAAUGCAUUAAAUUAGAGAAAAUCCUGUAAUUCUGAUAAUCUGUGUUACUUAUGAGGAGUUAAUUCUGGCGCUCAUACUAUUUUAAAAAUACCACGUGCAGUUUCCUUUUGAAAAAUAGUUGGUAAAUCAAAUCAUGAUAAUCAUUUUACAGAAUAGAAUUCCCCUCAUACGUAACACUUCCACAGGCAGAAUUAUCCAAGCAAGUUGAAAUCUAUAGGCUUUUUUAAAACAGCAAGAUAACAUUGUAUUAUAUAUAUAUAUAUAUAUAUAUAUAUAUAUAUAUAUAUAUAUUGAAAACUGGUAUUAUUUGGGCUUUUUUUCCUUUACCUUAUAGGAGUUAAAAGGAACACAUUAUUGUAAUUUACAAAAGGUGUGGGGGGAAGGGGGGUUGGGGCAGGCUACUGAAGACUAAAAGGGGUCUUGUAAAAAGAGAUUUUGAGAUUAAUAUUUGAGAAAAUGUUAUAGUGUAAUAGGAAUUUUAACUUUAGUGAUAACCCAAUUUUGGUCUUUAUUUACUAAACAGUGCUGUGAUGACUUGUUGGAUACAAUUCCAUACUGAGAAUUUCUAUUUUGGCCUUAAUUUUGCAAUUCUGUUAUCGGCUCACCUCAGCCCACUGUUUAGUGAACAAGUACCUCUUUUAAAUUAAAACUUCACUCUUAUCCUAAAGUUCCAAAACAAAAUCAUCUGAUAAAUCACUGUAGAAGUGCUGAUGUGUCCAUAGAUGGCACCUUUGUAGACAUUAUGCUACAUUAAGAGAAUUCGUGUUUUAAGCUUGUUAUGGCUAAAAUCCGUUACCUUGCAGGUCUUUUUUUAUUUUAUUGUAUGUAUUUCUUUUUUUAAAACCUUGUUUCCUGAGAAUCGAUGAUAGUUAGUCCUAAAGCAUGGGCCAUGACUUCAUUUAGAUCAAGAAUCUCAAACUUUGGCUCCACAGAUGCUGAUGGCCUACAACUCCCAGAAUUAUCUGCAUGCAGUAGAUGGCAAGAUAGUUAUCAAAGUUCAGCAAUAUAUGGGGGCCAGAGUUUUAUAUACCUGAUCUAUGGGUCACCAAUAAAUGAGGGCAUAUUUUAGACUUUCUAAGAAUGAUGGGAAAUGUUUGCAUGUGAAAAGUUAAAUACCCAUGUUCUCUACCUGGUAGUAAACUCUAUAGUUCUAAAAACGUAACAGAAACUUGUGUUGUGGAGAAGCACAUUUAAUUUAAAGGUAUCUCUAUUUCCAUGUGUUCAUAGGCCUCCCAGUCAGUGCAGAGCAACAAUGCUAAAUGGCAUUGCGUUUCAGUAAUAUUAGAUCUGUUUGAGUAUAAAGCUGCCAGGUGCAGCAGUUCGCUGAUCAUUUUGUACUUGUGAAGGCUCAUGCUGACACUGUAAGAGUUCUAUAGUGACAGGUGCGAUCUGAAACAUGCUAAUUACCAUGCUUUCUGGCAAUAAAAGGGUUAUCUCACAUACGCAAUGAGGCUUGGUAUAUCCUGUUACAGCUGUGACUCCUGUCUAUCAUUAGUACCUUUUUACUGUCUGCUUGUAAAACCAUCUCUGGCCUGAUUUAGAAACCUCUCUGCUGCUCAAAAUAACCUCGUUUCAAGUAUCCAUUUUUAAAAUGAGCUGAACACACACAAAAUCCCUCCUUCGCUGCUAGAAGUGAUUUUCCAAUUUUUAGUUUGUGUAAUCCCCUUUUUCAUUUAAAAUGUUUGUUAUAUUAAUAUAAUAUAACCUCAUUAAGGUCACCGCAGCCCUGCACCAUCCACCACUGAUUUUUAGCUUAAAUUUUGCUAAUUGUUUUUAAGUUAGCUACAGUUGGGUAUGUAAUAAAUAAACCACUAAAUCUCCCCCUUUAAACUAUCACCAUAUUAACUGGUGUAGUUUAACCCCUUAAGGACACAUGCCAUGUGUGACAUGUCAUGAUUCCCUUUUAUUCCAGAAGUUUGGUCCUUAAGGGGUUAAUGCAGUGAAUUAAACAAAAAGAACAGUCAGUUUGUCUUUAAGUGCAAGGACACAGAAUAAUCAUAUGCAUUUAGAAAGAAAAAAUAUGUACAGAUAUAACCUAGAAAUAUAACCUAACAAAAGAAUCCAGGUCCAGUUCCAUACAGAAGGAAAGUAAAUGUGAGCAGACCCAGUUUAAAUUAGUAAAGUCCACGAGUCUCGUGCUGAUAAUUAGCUUAUUGUUACGUGUUUGGUGCCAUCCAUUAGAAGUGCAGAGAAAUGGAUAAUAAUACCAUUGAAUGUAACAAUAUACACAGAGAAACUCCAGGUAUAUAGUCAAUAAUGCUAAAGAUCAUUAUUUUCUUUGCACCAUGUACGUACCAUUUUUAUCUUUAGCAUAAAAAUACAAUUCAUUCAAAAUGUACUGUAAUAUUGUCAUUUGAUGAUCGUUAGUCUGAAGUGAACAUUUUUACUAAAUGUUCAAUAGCAGCACAUUAAAAUCCGGUUUAUCACUCAUUAAUUUUCUCUCUCUUUCUCUCAACAGACUUCAAAGAGGCUUUCCUGCUCUUUGACAGGACUGGAGAGAGCAAGAUCACCCUCAGCCAAGUCGCUGAUGUCAUGAGAGCUCUCGGACAGAACCCCACAAAUGCUGAGGUCAAGAAAGUCUUGGGAAAUCCCUCAGCAGAGGGUGAGUAUGGAUGAGGCUGAAGAACAAAGCCAUCAUAAAAUGCUCAGUUUUAGCAUUCCAGCCUUUCUUCACAAUAUCUAAGCUCACAUGCUAACUUGUAGCUUUGAACAUAAAUAUGCCACAGCAAUAGUACGUAGUAAGCCAGUAUUAGGAGUCCAUUAGUACAAAAGUGGAGUGGCUGGACUAAUGCUUUUGAGUAUCAAACACGAAUAGGCUAUUAAUGUUUGAUACUCAAUAGUAUUAGUCCAACCACUUCACUGGCCCUUAUGGACUAGUAAAGGCUGUUCCAUAGGGGCAGAAAAAAACAACUCCAUUGAAGGAAUACUGAUAUGUAUGUGUUUGAAGAAACUGUGGCGAUGCAGCUGGUUUUGAUCAUUGCAUGGUGUCUCAUGGGUUUAAGUGGGCAAACCCCAACAAGUCAGUGGGUGGGGGGGGGGGAGGCUAGAAGCACGACACCACCGCUAAUAGCAAUGAUGGAGCAGCAGUCAUGAAGCACAUCAAUAGAGUAGUUUAGGUAAUUCUUAUUAGAGUGAUGGAUGUAAUAGUGUAGGUAUGUGUCCAUUGAAAUGUUCAGAAAAUCCACUAGCAAAGUGAAAUACUUAUUGGAGGUAAGGAACAGUUUGUGUAGCAGUGAGUGGGUGUCUCUGUGAUAUAUCAGUAAGUUUAUGAGUAGCUCUCUCCCCAGAUUGAAUAGCACUUACCUUUUUCUCCCCAGAGAUGAAUGCCAAGAAGAUCGAGUUUGACCAGUUCCUGCCCAUGCUCCAGGCCGUUGCUAACAACAAGGACCAGGGCAGCUAUGAGGACUUUGUUGAAGGUCUCCGUGUCUUUGACAAGGAAGGAAAUGGCACAGUCAUGGGAGCUGAGCUUCGUCACGUACUGGCCACAUUGGGUAUGUAAAUCUGUUUUGACUAAAUGAUUGUUUCCAAAAUAAUGAUUGUUAUGGACAAUUUAACAACAUACCUCAACACCAAAUCUCACGAAUACAUACAUUUGUUUGUAACAGGUGAGAAGAUGAGGGAGGAGGAAGUAGAAGCCCUUCUAGCAGGUCAGGAAGACUCCAAUGGCUGCAUCAACUAUGAAGGUAACGUUUUAAGUACUCGCUUGUAUAGUUUAAUGAUGGGAAGAAUGGCCAUGAGACCCUCAAACAACAUUUUUAAUAAAAGUCUCCUCUGUUAAAAUGUUCAAAUAACUAGCUGUAGAGAACAGAGGUAUAUGAACAUCUGAUAAUAUAAGAAAUAAUUUGAUUGAGUCAACAUAAAUACACAUUAUAAAUAAUAAUAGAAUGUUCAUGCUCCUUGAGACCAAUUCCCUUCGUACCUAAUGCACCCAGCCUAAUUUCACCACUAAUUACCCCGAACCUCAUACUUAUGUUUCUCUUAUACUUUAAUAAAUAUUCCUUAAGAUAUAUGAUAAGAUAUUUUAACUGAACAAUCUACAAUUAUGAAACAGGAUUUCAAAUGUUCUCUUUCAUUUCACAGCCUUUGUGAAGCACAUCAUGUCUGUUUAGAACUCCCAAGGUAAGAGCUACUUUUUUUAUGAUGAGAUUUAUUAUUAUUGUUAAUAUUAUUUCCCUUUAUAUAGCGCCAACAGAUUCUGUAGCGGGGGAGGGGGAUUUACCUAUAAAUAGGACAAUUGCAAGAAAACUUACAGGAAUGAUAGGUUGAAGAGGACCCUGCUCAAAGAAGCUUACAGUCUAUAGGAUUUGAGGGGGAAUUAGUUACCGUAUUAUAAUUUUCAUACAUAAAAAGGGAAGGUAAACAAUCUGAAGAAAGGCAUUCUCCAUGCAAUUCUAUGAUCAGUUUAUAAACCCUGUGAGUUCCAUGCCAUGCCAUUAGUUAUUUACAGUACCCCUCUAGAAUGCAAACAGUUAAAUACUGGAGAGUCUGGAUAGAAUCAGAUUUAAACAACUUACAGGUCUUAGCCUAAUAUCACUCCCAUUAUGCUGAUUACUGACUGAGGCUCAUAGGAGGUAAAAACAUCAACAAUUGACUAGUCAGGGUCAGGGAAACUUUGAUAAAAUGGCUGCAAAGAUAUAUAUUUUUUGAGUUAAUAUUUUUAUCUUAUUUCCUCUAAUAUAUUUAUAUAAUUUCAAUCAAACAUUCAGAAUUUUUUUUAUUAGUUAUGUAAAACUUUUUUUCUCUGGUAGUAAUAUUUAUUUUUAUUUUUUUCCCCAUCUCUAGCAAUAUCUGCAGUAUGUCUCAGAAGACCUGGAGGCAUUAAAACCGUACAAAGACCAGUAACUGGUUUUCAACAAUUUUACGGGACUGUAUUGUAUAAUACAAUUUUUUUUUAUUUUACACCAUCGGGAUUUUGGCAUUUUCUUCUACAAACCCUGCUGUUAUCUGAAGAAAGAUCUUACAGGACAUGUCACCCCAGCAAAGCUGGCGGAAAAAAAAUCUAUCAAGAAAAUCUGUGUAACUUGCCACGGAGCAUUGUAACAAGCCUCAGCAUUGCAAUAAAACCAUCCUUUGAAUAGCUGGUGGCUACAAAGUCUCUCUCUUCCUUAUUUGCCUGACGUUAUGGGCCUGUUUUCCAAAGAACACUGCAUCAUUCACUGUUAGAAGCUCCAGUAAACUAAUGUACAACUGGUGCUUUUGACAGGAGAGUGGUUUAUUUAUUAUAUUUCUGUAUUCCACACUGUCAACACAAUAAAGUUUUGUUGAAAGAAAUGUCAAAACA